AUGGAAGGCCCACGCGCGCGCGCACCCGUCGCCCCUGGCGAUGCCCGCAGCGCGGGCGGCCCGGGGUUCACCUCCGUCUGCGCUCUGGGCCCCGAGACGGCGGGAGCUGGGAGUCUGCGGGAGCCCGUUCCCCGGCUGGCCACCCGUGAGUCGGCCUUUGUGCAUGCCAUCGCCUCGGCUGGUGUGGCCUUCGCCGUCACGCGCUCCUGCGCCGAGGGCACCUCCACCAUCUGCGGCUGCGACUCGCAUCAUAAGGGACCACCCGGCGAAGGCUGGAAGUGGGGCGGCUGCAGCGAGGACGCCGACUUCGGGGUGCUGGUGUCUCGGGAGUUCGCAGACGCACGCGAGAACAGGCCGGAUGCGCGCUCAGCCAUGAACAAGCACAACAACGAAGCGGGUCGCACGACCAUCCUGGACCACAUGCACCUCAAGUGCAAAUGCCAUGGGCUGUCGGGCAGCUGUGAGGUGAAGACCUGCUGGUGGGCCCAGCCUGACUUUCGGGCCAUCGGCGACUUCCUCAAGGACAAAUACGACAGCGCCUCGGAGAUGGUGGUGGAGAAGCACCGCGAGUCCCGCGGCUGGGUGGAGACGCUCCGGGCUAAGUACGCGCUCUUCAAGCCGCCCACCGAGAGGGACCUGGUCUACUACGAGAACUCCCCCAACUUUUGCGAGCCCAACCCUGAGACGGGCUCCUUUGGCACCAGGGACCGGACUUGCAAUGUCACGUCCCACGGCAUUGAUGGCUGCGACCUGCUCUGUUGUGGCCGUGGCCACAACACGAGGACGGAGAAGCGGAAGGAGAAGUGCCACUGCAUUUUCCACUGGUGCUGCUACGUCAGCUGCCAGGAGUGUGUCCGCAUCUACGACGUGCACACCUGCAAGUAGCCAGCAAGGGUGCUGGGAACGGGUGAAGUGUGUGACUGGGCGGAUUCACCGAAGUCCCAUGGGAAGCAGGCCCUGGAGCCGGUCUCGGCCCUCAGCACCGGACAGCAAGGCACAUGGACUGUUGUCAGAUGCACGGUAGUAAAUGACCUGGACCCAACCCGCCCAGUGGCGGAGAGGCUUCCCCCUUUCUCCUCUAAGUUUCUCACUGGACCCUGGAUGGUGUGUGGUUGUUUUUUUGUUUUUUGUUUUUUUUAAGAAGGGGCUUUCUUUUUGGUUCUCUAGGGUCUGAUAGGAACAGACCCACAGCUUCUCUUUGCACAUUGUUAAAAGAAAAUAAAAAUGAAACAAAACAGAAACUACUCCCACAGGCCAGGCUGGGCGAACAUGGCGCUCUCUGCCUGGUGGCCGAGACGCCAGUAUGGGCAAGACUCGUUUCCAAACGGCUUCUUCUGGUGGCAUUCCGAGACCUCUGUGCGGUGGGAGUUGUGAAGUGGGUAAGACAAACCUCCGCAGAGUCCCUUUUUGGUCUACUCCCACUCCAGUCUGCUCUACCGUCACAGGCUGAUAAAAGCCGUAGAUGUAGUUAGCACCAAGUGGUGCAGGGCCCAGGUAAUUGUGAGGGUGGCCGGGGGCCCUGCGGAGCAUGGAGUUCUGGCUGUGAGCAGCUGGGUUCUUGUCGGUCUCCAGGAGGCGCUCCUGGGAACCGCAGCUCCAUCGCGAAGUGAACUUCCUGCCGUUCUUCAGUUCCCACCGCCUGGGCAGUGUCUUUAUACUUUUUUGAUAGUAGACUUUGUGACCGGGUUCUGUCUGGGGCAAGCAGCCUUCAGCCCCCAUAGCCACAGUAGUCUCUCGGGAAGGGACCGCCGAGCCCUUCCAGGCCGGGCUCACCUGUAGGCUUCAUCAGAACAGCGCAGGGAGGGCAGCUCGACUCCAGGUCACCUUCAAGGGACACUGAGAGAGUAGUGACCUAGUCCAGAGAUCUCAGCCAUUUCCUCCCCAACAAGGGCACGUCUUCACCCACCUGUUCUUUCUCUGGCCUGUGGGAGCCAACAGGGAUGCAGGAUCAGCAGCCCUCUACUGUAACCCAGUGUUCUGAGACAGCCGCCAUCCAAGCUUAGGUUCACUGGGCAUUCUAACGGGGCUGAGUGGGCACUUACGCCCUUGGUUAAAGCAUCUCACCGCCGAGUUCUACACGCUUAGUGUCCUAUAGGAAGCUACCUAGCCGAGGGAGUCGAAUGGAUGGAUGGGAGGCAGAGAAGGAAUCUGUCUUCAGGAGACCCCGACAGAAGAGGUGCAGCAGGGCUGAGAGCAGAACCAAGCUUUUUCUUUCUUUUCCCACCAUCUCUCCCGGCCCUGCCAAACAGUGGCCUGAGAGCCGGCCAACAGUCUUCUUGCUUGCUCUGGCAGGCUUGCCAAGACCAAAGUCUCCAAGCUGCGCCUGCGCCCUGGAGUCUGCGGAGCUCCUCCCCCUCUCCCCUUGGCUGGCAGUGCUCCCAGCCCUGCCCACUGAUGCUUGCUUUAACGGGAGGUCAUCUCAGCAGAAUGGAUACAAAUGUUCAGAACUGCCCAUCUUUUUAUAUCUAUGUAUUCUAUAUUAAAAGUGAUAAAGUCAUGUUUCUGGGAGUAUUCAAGUAGCUGACAAGUCAUUAUUUAAUACUAGUCCAUGGAGUGCGUUGUAAGUAUCCUCGCCAGUCGGGUAUUAGGCUCCAACCUGCUGUAUCCAAAGUUUUGUAAAA
Messenger RNA from Echinops telfairi (small Madagascar hedgehog), 2621 nucleotides. It is a transcript of the gene WNT3, whose product is annotated as Wnt family member 3. Bases 1 to 885 code for a protein of 294 amino acids. Lineage: Eukaryota; Metazoa; Chordata; Mammalia; Afrosoricida; Tenrecidae. Gene Ontology annotation, biological process: neuron differentiation; cell fate commitment; canonical Wnt signaling pathway. Gene Ontology annotation, cellular component: extracellular region. Gene Ontology annotation, molecular function: frizzled binding; cytokine activity. The transcript is spliced from 4 exons. The record is from RefSeq and is a predicted model, not a curated record.